AUGUUGAACACCAAAAAGUAUCCCUCAGCAAAGUCUCAUGGCCACCGAUCCCAAACACGCAUGUCCUCUACUAGCGAAGAACGUCUACAACGCCGAAAACUAAAAGUACAAACAUCUGAAACCUCAGCCUUCGCAGUCGCUCACACUUCAACAAUCUCGCUCCUGCACACAUGCACCCCACUGGCAGCUACAGAUAGAUAUACAUCUCUCUCCCCGUUGUGA
Molecule: messenger RNA, 222 nt
Organism: Ascochyta rabiei
Lineage: Eukaryota; Fungi; Ascomycota; Dothideomycetes; Pleosporales; Didymellaceae
Exons: 1
Coding region: 1-222 (73 amino acids)
Source: RefSeq, a predicted model, not a curated record